CGUUUCCGUUCGUUUGUUGUCUAAUUUCGUUUGGUUUCAGUUGCGUGUGAUUCGUGCAUUCCGCUCGACACUGGAAGAUCUAAACGAACGUCGCUCAAUGCACAGUUUGCAUAGCUUGCGUAGCCCUCGGACAGGCAUUCCCACUGGCAGUGGUGUGCACCCGCUGUACAAUUUAAAUCUAUUGAGCCCCAAUUACAGCAGCAAACAUCCGCAGCAGCAGCACCACCACCAGCAGCAACAACCUCAGCAGCAUGUAACCAAUGCAACUCUGCCUUCCGAUAUAUCUUACAUUGACGAAGAUCCACAGCAGCAGCAGCAGCGCAUAUUGCAAAAUGGAUCAACAUCAACGUCUGACACACAUCAAUCGCAGUUACCAUUUACUCACUCAUCUGCUCGCCCAACUGGCAGUGGCUUUUCUGAAGCUGUCCAAAGCCUGCAGGCUAAAAAUGGGCAGAACGAAACCCGAAUUUAAGUCGCUUCGCGAACCUUUACCAAAAACGACAAC
Drosophila navojoa is the source of this 505-nucleotide messenger RNA. RefSeq lists its product as uncharacterized. NCBI's taxonomy places the organism in Eukaryota, Metazoa, Arthropoda, Insecta, Diptera, Drosophilidae. The record is from RefSeq and is a predicted model, not a curated record.